Messenger RNA from Arabis nemorensis, 465 nucleotides. The record is from the annotation of a GenBank genome assembly. Lineage: Eukaryota; Viridiplantae; Streptophyta; Magnoliopsida; Brassicales; Brassicaceae.
AUGGCUCCAGCUAAAGUUGAUGUCACCAAGAAAGCUGACCCAAAGGCCAAGGCCUUGAAAGCUGCGAAGUUAGUGAAAUCAGGCCAAGGCUUUAAGAAGAAGGCUAAGAAGAUCAGGACUAAGGUGACAUUCCACAGGCCAAAGACAUUGACUAAGGCUAGGGAUCCAAAGUACCCACGUAUCAGUGCACCUCCGAGGAACAAGUUGGAUCACUACCAAAUCCUCAAGUAUCCUCUCACCACUGAAUCUGCCAUGAAGAAGAUCGAAGACAACAACACCUUGGUCUUCAUUGUCGACAUUCGUGCUGACAAGAAGAAGAUCAAAGAUGCAGUGAAGAAAAUGUACGACAUUCAGACCAAGAAGGUCAACACACUCAUAAGGCCCGAUGGAACGAAGAAGGCGUACGUGAGGUUGACUCCUGAUUACGACGCUUUGGAUGUCGCUAACAAGAUCGGGAUCAUAUGA